Messenger RNA from Parnassius apollo (apollo), 1149 nucleotides. Lineage: Eukaryota; Metazoa; Arthropoda; Insecta; Lepidoptera; Papilionidae. The record is from the annotation of a GenBank genome assembly.
AUGGAAGAUUACAACGAAACUCUAGAAUUAAACCAUUCCGAGCCCUAUCAGCCAUAUUAUGAAAGGCCAGAAACAUACAUAGUCCCACUCUUAUUUGCGCUAAUUUUUGUCAUCGGUGUAGUCGGCAAUGGAACCCUCGUAGCUGUUUUUAUAAGGCACAAGGCCAUGAGAAAUGUACCUAACACGUACAUUUUAUCUUUAGCGUUGGCAGAUCUUCUAGUCAUCAUUACAUGCGUUCCAUUCACUUCAAUUGUUUACACGCUGGAGUCCUGGCCCUGGGGUUCUACAGUUUGUCGGGUGUCGGAAGCUGCAAAGGAUGUUAGCAUUGGGGUAUCCGUGUUUACCUUAACUGCUCUGUCAGCCGACCGUUACUUUGCAAUCGUAGAUCCUCUUAGGAAGCUUCAUGCUACAGGAGGAAGCAGGCGUGCUACACGAAUAACGGUGGCUACAGCGAUUGGUAUUUGGAUACUAGCAGCGCUUCUUGCUACGCCUGCUUACAUCGGAUCUUAUGUGCGUGCUUUCGUCGUCAAUCCUACAACACAGUUCCUAGUAUGUUAUCCAUAUCCACCAGAAUGGGGGGAGAAUUACCCAAGAACAAUGGUUUUGGUGCGAUUUCUCGUUUACUACUCAUUGCCGUUGGCUGUCAUUGCACUUUUCUACAUCUUGAUGGCACGACAUUUGGUGCUGAGUACCCAAAACAUGCCCGGUGAGCUGCAAGGGACACAACGACAGAUGCGAGCAAGAAGAAAGGUUGCCCUAACUGUUCUAGCCUUUGUAUUGGUCUUCGCGGCAUGUUUUCUACCUUCGCAUGUAUUUAUGAUGUGGUUCUAUUAUUGUCCUACAGCUCAAGAUGAUUACAACGGGUGGUGGCACGCUCUGCGCAUUAUGGGAUUCUGUCUGUCCUUCCUAAACAGCUGUGUGAACCCCAUCGCGUUAUACUGUACGAGUGGUAUCUUUCGAAAACAUUUCAAUCGGUAUCUCUUAUGUCGGUCUCCAUCAACACAUGGGCCGAGAGGAUCCUUAUCCAUUUCAACUUCAAGAAGGCUACACUCUAGUCGAAAAACUAAUAUCAGCAUGGUACCAAGAACGACCAGUGUAGGAAGGGACAACAGCAUUCGGCUUUUAAAUAACGGCUCUUCGAAACUCUGA